Messenger RNA from Tribolium castaneum (red flour beetle), 1640 nucleotides. RefSeq names its product UDP-glycosyltransferase UGT5-like. Lineage: Eukaryota; Metazoa; Arthropoda; Insecta; Coleoptera; Tenebrionidae. Gene Ontology annotation, molecular function: UDP-glycosyltransferase activity. Bases 36 to 1601 code for a protein of 521 amino acids. The record is from RefSeq and is a predicted model, not a curated record. The transcript is spliced from 3 exons.
GGUAGUAGCUGUGAGAUAAACAGACACAGUGCUACAUGAUGAAGCUGUCUACAAGUUUACUUUUCCUAUUUUUGGGUUUAAUAUGUGGAACCAAAAGUGCACGUAUUUUGGGCAUUUACCCUUUGCCUGGCCGUAGCCACUACCGCCUGGGCUCCGCUUUAUUCAGAGAAUUAGCAGAAAGGGGACACGACGUUACUGUAAUAUCCCCAUUUGGUGAAAAAGAUCCUCCGAAAAAUGGGACCUACCGAGACAUAGUCCUCGAUGGCAUAUUCGAAGGGGAUGAGAAACACAAGGGGAAACAAUGGAACAUGUUCAAAAGGGAAGGCUUGAAUCCUUUCGUUGGUGCAUACGUGGUGGCAACCAUGGCGUCUAAAUUUAUGGGAGUGAUUCUCAACCACACCAAAGUGCAAGAACUGCUCCAUUCUGAUGAGAAAUUCGACGUUGUUAUUACAGAUAAUUUCCUGAGCGAUGCGUUUAAAGCAUUUGCCAUGCAUUUUGACGCCCCACUCAUUGUAAUUAAUCCCGUGGGGCCCAACUUCUGGAUAAACCCCCUCGUUGGCAACCCUUCCCCACCCUCAUACAUCCCCGAUAUUUUACUCAACUAUUACCACCCGAUGACGUUUUGCGAAAGAAUGGUAAACACCCUAAUCUACGGCUUCAAUUUUCUGCUCUAUAACUGGAUGGUUUUUCCCCGACACAACGAGUACGUCAAACAGUUUAUCCCACGAGGGGGCGACUUAAACGACAUUCUUUACAACACGUCUUUGGUGCUUUUGAACUCGCACCCGAGCCUCAACCAGCCGGUGCCUCUAGUGCCCAACAUGAUCGAAAUUGGCGGAUUUCACAUGAAACCGGCCAAAAAACUACCGGACGACUUACAAGACUUCUUGGAUAAGUCCGAAGAAGGGGUGGUUUACUUCAGUAUGGGCUCAAACCUUCAGAGCGUUUUGUGGCCAAUUGAGAAGCGUGAGGUUUUCCUGAAAACCUUCUCCAAGCUGAAAAUGAAAGUUCUGUGGAAGUGGGAAGACGACGAACUUCCCGGGAAGCCACCAAAUGUUAAAAUAUCCAAAUGGGUGCCCCAAAUGGACGUCCUUGCCCAUCCCAACUUGAAACUAUUCAUCACCCAUGGUGGGUUCGUCAGCUCGGUGGAGACAGCCUACCAUGGCAAGCCCAUGCUGGCCAUUCCUAUUUAUGGCGAUCAGAGAAACAACGCCAAUUUUGCGUACAAGAACGGGUUUGGGCGCUAUAUUACUUACGGAAAUCUUACAGAAGAAAAUUUAUUAGCAACUAUAAACGAAAUGUUGGAUAAUCCCAAAUAUAGUGAAAACGCCAAAAUCAGGUCACAAAUUUUCCACGAUCGUCAGGUGCACCCAAUGGAUACGGCCGUUUAUUGGGUCGAAUAUGUGAUAAGACACAGAGGGGCACCACAUUUGCAAGUUGCAGCUCUUGACUUGCCCUGGUACAAAUAUUUGCUAGUAGAUGUUAUUUUUGUCGUUGUAAUGGCACUAAGCUCUCUAAUUUUCGUAACCUGGUUUGUACUUAAGAAGGUUUGCAAGAAGAUUUGUGCAAAAAAGAAUACACAAAAAGUCAAAACCAAUUAGUUUUUUAUGGGAAGUAAAUAAUAAACAUUUAAAUAAAAA